AUGGGUCGAAAAGUGACAGUGGCGGUGACGACGCUGAACCAAUGGGCGCUGGACUUCGAAGGGAAUAUGAAUAGGAUUCUGCAGUCCAUACAGGAGGCUAAGGAAAUGGGAGCAUUGUAUCGGACUGGACCGGAAUUAGAAAUAUGUGGGUACAGCUGUGAGGACCAUUUCUACGAGCCAGACACAUGUCUCCACAGUUGGCAAGUGCUCGCAGAGCUCCUCAAAUCUGCGACAUGUAAGGACAUGUUGAUCGAUGUCGGUAUGCCCGUUCAACACAGAAACGUACUAUACAACUGCCGGGUAGCGUUCCUGAACAAGAAGAUUCUUCUCAUUAGACCAAAGAUGUUGUUAUGUGAAGAUGGAAAUUAUAGAGAAUCUAGGUGGUUUUCGCCUUGGACCAAAGAACGACAGACUGAAGAAUACUAUUUACCUAGGAUGAUUUCGGCGAUAACGAACCAGUCGACGGUGCCUAUUGGUGAUGCUGUCAUUGCGACUAAAGAUACGUGUAUAGGUUUUGAAAUUUGUGAAGAAUUAUGGAAUCCGCAGAGUCGCCACAUUCCUCUCGGUUUGGAUGGUGUGGAGAUCAUAGCGAAUGGUUCGGGAAGUUACAUGGAACUACGCAAGGCUUACGUCACAGUGGAUCUAGUCAAAAGUGCCACCUUCAAGAGUGGGGGCGCGUAUUUGUUUAGUAAUCUGAGAGGAUGUGAUGGUCAGAGGAUAUAUUUUAAUGGCUGUUCCUGUGUGGCUGUUAAUGGGGAGAUUGUUAGUAGAGGACUGCAGUUUGCUCUGCACGAUGUGGAAGUAGUAACAGCAACGAUCGACCUCGAAGAUAUUCGUUCCUAUCGGACGCAGAUCCGCUCCCGAUCUCAUUUAGCGGCUUCCAACCCGCCAUUUCCUCGCAUCACAGUUGACUUCGCACUAUCAGAUGACGAAGACGUGUAUCUUACUACUAGUCCGCCCAUACAGUGGCAGUAUUUAACACCGGAGGAAGAAAUUGAACUAGGGCCGGCUUGUUGGCUAUGGGACUACCUGAGAAGAUCAGGGCAGGGAGGAUUCUUUUUACCGUUGAGUGGUGGAGUAGAUUCUACCAGUACUGCUUGCAUAGUUUUUUCUAUGUGUACACAGAUAUGUGAUGCUAUUCAGAAAGGAGAAAGUCAAGUGCUGUACGAUGUUCGGAAAAUCCUUUGUCAAUCAGACUACACGCCGUCUGAUCCGAUGGAGCUGUGUAAUCGGUUACUAGUGACCUGUUAUAUGGCUUCGGAGAAUUCUAGCCAGGAAACUAAACAACGAGCUUCACAGUUGGCCAGCGAGAUUGGUAGCUAUCACUUUCCGAUAGUGAUAGACGCAGCAGUGAGUGCAGUUAUUGGUAUAUUCACUAGCGCUACUGGUUUCGUACCGAAAUUUAGAACUAAGGGUGGCUGUCCGAGGCAGAAUCUAGCUUUACAGAAUAUACAGGCUCGUCUCCGCAUGGUUUUGUCCUACCUAUUCGCGCAACUAAUGCUCUGGGUGCGCGGCAGACCAGGUGGUCUAUUAGUACUAGGAUCCUCCAACGUGGACGAAGCCUUACGUGGAUACAUGACCAAGUACGACUGCUCCAGUGCCGAUGUAAACCCUAUUGGUGGCAUAUCGAAGACUGAUCUCAAGUCGUUCCUACAGUAUGCUAAGAAUAGAUUCUUCUUGCCAUCCCUGUCGGAGAUAUUACAAGCGCCUCCUACAGCAGAACUGGAGCCCCUAGCGGACGGUCAGAUCACGCAGACGGACGAACAAGAUAUGGGCAUGACUUAUGCAGAACUCUCUGAGUUUGGUAGACUGAGGAAGACACAGCAUUGUGGACCGUUUAGUAUGUUCCAUAAACUAGUGCACACGUGGAGUGAUAAGUGUACGCCGCAUGAGGUGGCAGAGAAAGUAAAGCACUUCUUCCGUUGUUACGCCAUCAACCGUCACAAGAUGACUGUCCUAACUCCUUCGUAUCACGCGGAGACUUAUAGUCCUGAUGACAACCGCUUCGACCAUAGACCGUUCCUAUACCGAGUACAUUGGAACUGGCAGUUCAAAGCCAUCGACGAUGCUGUUGCACAGAUGUCGAAAGAAAAGCGCGGUUCCAGUGAUAGACCUCAAGACGUGAAACUGAGCAGUGCAUCAACGUCCAACGUAAAUUCACACUUUAUGAGGGGCGACAGGAAAGGCGUCCUUAUAUAA
Molecule: messenger RNA, 2199 nt
Organism: Spodoptera littoralis (African cotton leafworm)
Lineage: Eukaryota; Metazoa; Arthropoda; Insecta; Lepidoptera; Noctuidae
Source: the annotation of a GenBank genome assembly